Molecule: messenger RNA, 1439 nt
Organism: Lineus longissimus
Lineage: Eukaryota; Metazoa; Nemertea; Pilidiophora; Heteronemertea; Lineidae
Product: sesquipedalian-2-like
Exons: 1
Coding region: 151-960 (269 amino acids)
Biological process (GO): retrograde transport, endosome to Golgi; endosome organization; receptor recycling
Cellular component (GO): early endosome; trans-Golgi network; recycling endosome
Source: RefSeq, a predicted model, not a curated record
AGGAAGUAAAUGGUCGCCUCUUUUUUCUCUUGCAAAAAAGGAUCUUGCUUGAUGAAAAUCCGUGUGCAGAGAACUUGGUUAUUAUUCGGUGUGACGUUGUACCAAUGAAAGCAGUCGUUUAAUGUUGAAGCUGUCAAAAAUAAGUGUAAAAUGAAGAUCAAUGACAAAAACUUGGUCCUGUUUGCCACAUGCAACUCCCCUGUUGACAAAGAAGGCCACCUAAUGAAGAAGGGGGAGGUGAAUAAGGGUUAUCAGAAACGUUGGUUCAUUUUGAAGGGUAACCUACUCUUCUAUUUCGAAAAAAAGGGAGACAAAGAACCUAUUGGUGUCAUUGUACUAGAAGGGUGUACAGUGGAAUUAUUUGAGCAGCAGACCGAUGCGUAUACAUUUGCCAUCAAGUUUCCUGGCCCAGGAUGCCGGUCAUACAUUCUGGCUGCAGACAAUCAGGAGGAGAUGGAAACAUGGAUGAGAGCUAUAACUUGCGCUGGUUACGAAUACAUGAAGUUAAUGGUUGCAGAGCUGCAGCGGCAGUUAGAGGAGCACAACCAGCAGUUGCUUGACGAUGCCAAGUCCGAGGGAUUGUCUAAGACGGAAACAUUGCAAGCUAGUUAUGAAACACCAAGUCAGUCAUCAAAUGGUGAUGACUCUGCUCCCAAUCUAAUGAUCAGGACAAGUAAUCCCUCCAGAAGAUUCAAUCCAUUCAAUUCAUGUGUUGCUGAUACUCGUUCUAAAGGAAGUGCUGUCUUUCAUAUGACUGUAGAUGACGGUCCUGUUGCUGGUCCUUCAAAUGUCACUGCAAUGGCAACAACUAAUAGUGUGUUUUUUGAUGAUUCUGGACUCCUCAUGCAGCCCAAGUCCUUCGAGGAAAUGCAUGAGCUGUAUGGGAGGAAAAUAAAACUACGCAUGGCAGAAAGUAAACCAACAACUUUGUCAACUAGUGACGACCAAGAAAAUGUUUGAAGUCCAAUAGCACCUAUAGCAACAAUUCUUCCUUGAUUAUCGUAAUUGACAGUCAGUAAUUUUGGCUUAUCUUUCUAACACUUGUAAGCUAGUUUUGUAGAAAGACAUGUCAGAUAUCACUGUUCUUCGAUGUUGUUCCAAAGUCGAAAAUAAGAUGAAUAGACGUCUCUUGAAACAUCACAACCCUUCAUGCUAUAAAGAAUGAUUGUAGAUAUCAUACUGCCAACAAACACAUAAUGCCAUUAUUUUUGUCAACCACCUUCCCCCAGAUGAAAAGUGUUUGUUUUUUUGGCAUCAAUUAAGUUGUUUGUAUUUAAGUUACACUCUCAGAACUGUCUUCACGAAGAAAUUUGUGUAAAAUAUUUGUCGGUAAUCUGCGACAAGAACAAUCACUGUAAAGCUUGUAUAUAUUUCUAUUAGAUCCAUUCCUGGACACAGAUUAUUUUUGACCUAUAAAAAAACAAGAAUUCAGAACUCAA